AUGCCACCACGUCGUCCAGCCCGCCGGGUGCCCCUUGAAGGGCCCAUCCGCUCCCCGCGCAGUAUCGAAGCCAAGCGCCUGAGGCUCUUUGUCCGUACCCAUGAAGGCGAACAACCUACGCAAGUCGAACUCGACUUUCUCCCUUCCUACUCUCCGGAUGACGGCGUUCUGCGUAUCAAACUCGGCCGCAACAGCGAUGGCAAGCGCAGUAUAGGCUGGAUGAACCACCCUGAGAGUGACACUACGCCUCCUCUUCAUCACGAGACUGUCCCAGGCGUCGUUGAUGUCUUUUCGGGUGGAAAAAGCACCAUGCGAGAUAAUCGCAUCUCCCUCAACAUCCUUGGAGCUCUUUUCGCCAUUUUCAUCAUCCUAAUCAGCAACCCACCAAAUGCGUACAUCUCGCACUUCACUGAUGCCAGAGGUAUCAGGACUAGAGACCCUCUCCACAACGAGGACCCUUGGAAUUGGGGCAUCGAGGUCAAGAGCCUUCUUGCCCAGCCCGGUACAAGUGAAAACACUACAUCCUUCGAUCCGGCAUACAGCGACAUGUUUCACAAGUACACAGUCUCUUACGACCCUCCUCUCGUCGGUGAUCUCAUGUCAGCUGUCUCUCAACUCAGCUAUUCUUCUCGACACGUUCUCGUCAUGCCGUUCCUUCGCAAUGCCCGUCGCAAGCCUUUCAACCCCGACAAGUUCUUUGAGUCUCUCGCCCACGGCCUGGAUAUGAUUCGUCCUCAUCGUCCCGAGCUCGCUCGCAUCAGCCACGAGAACGCCAAGUACUACCCCUCCUUCCUGGGGAUGCACAGAUACACGGACGAUCUAGAACAGGAUGGGAUCAAAGCCAUCGCGCAAAGGGUUUCCAGGCGCUGGAAUGAGUUGAGAGACAUUAUUGGCAAGAGUAUGACCCGACUCUUUAACGAACUGGACCCGCUCGGCGACAACAUGACAAAGACAAUCGGUGAACCCGACGCCAACAACAAAGUCAUCAACUUGUUCGAAGCAUUCCUCUCCCCCGGAAGUCUCAUCCAGAAGUUCCCAGACGAACUCGACAAGUAUCUACUCACGCUCACUCGGGAUCUGAGAAUACUCGGUGAUGCCCUGGAGCUUCCCAGUGAAAUCUCAAUGCUUUUGGUGCUUGACAAGAGAAGAGACAACAAACUAAGCCUACAGGCAAUUAUUUCAGCGGGGAGGAAAGAUCCCACCGAAGCGUUGAAGUAUCUGGAGGAUCUACGCGCCAUGUCCACCGUCAAAUUGCUGUUGUUCCACCUUGAAGAAGCCUACAGAGGGUUACGACUAGAGAGGCUCUCCCUCAAGCACAACUCACUCCGCACGCAGUUAAUGCAGACGAAAACGGUCCCAACUAAGGCAUGGUGGAAUGGAUGCUGGGCGAGGGAGUGCUUGCCACCGGUGCCAGAGAUUGCGGAUAGAAUCUUGAAUGGUACCAUGAAUCAGAAAAGGCUCUACAACGAGGCUCUGGCUUUACGGGACAGAGUUGGAAACCCAUCGCGGAGUUUGGCUUUGGUUCAGGACAGGGGUGAACUCAUUGGAGAGAUCCUGGCGGACGUGGCGGCUCUGAAGAAGUCUAUGGGUAUCAAGGGUUGA
This is a messenger RNA of Fusarium vanettenii 77-13-4, 1602 nucleotides long. RefSeq lists its product as uncharacterized. Bases 1 to 1602 code for a protein of 533 amino acids. Lineage: Eukaryota; Fungi; Ascomycota; Sordariomycetes; Hypocreales; Nectriaceae. The record is from RefSeq and is a predicted model, not a curated record. The transcript has a single exon.